AUGGCACCUAGAGGCUUGCCGUCAGUCGCCUACGACUGGCCGCUUCUACUAUUAUCUCGCGCUUCUCGAAGCUGGCGACUGCCUGCGGCGCACUUUCUAUACUGCGAAGUCACUUUGCGUACCCCAACCUCACAUAUCUGUCUGGGAGGAGUUACAUGGGCUGGCUGGAUCUUUUGA
Colletotrichum truncatum is the source of this 177-nucleotide messenger RNA. RefSeq lists its product as uncharacterized. NCBI's taxonomy places the organism in Eukaryota, Fungi, Ascomycota, Sordariomycetes, Glomerellales, Glomerellaceae. The record is from RefSeq and is a predicted model, not a curated record.